Tachyglossus aculeatus (Australian echidna) is the source of this 3672-nucleotide messenger RNA. It is a transcript of the gene ZNF839, whose product is annotated as zinc finger protein 839. The transcript has 7 exons. NCBI's taxonomy places the organism in Eukaryota, Metazoa, Chordata, Mammalia, Monotremata, Tachyglossidae. The record is from RefSeq and is a predicted model, not a curated record. Bases 2 to 2467 code for a protein of 821 amino acids.
UAUGCCACCUCUUGCAGCAAUCCAGCCUAAAACGAUAACAUUGAAUCAGCCAUUCCAUUGGAAUCCCAAUCCAUCGGGACUCCGUGUUAUUAACCCUCAGAUUCUUAGGAUAGAGCCGAUUACAGGGACUGGGCAGCAACAGUAUUUAUUAAAUAGCUCAGCGAACCCUUCCCUUCAGCUUCUCGUGCAGAAGCCCCUGCCCCCUCUUGGACCCGUUUCUGUGAAGAAGAUCACGGCACCCAAGUUCCUGAACGGUCAAAGAAUUGUGUUGGCUCCUGUGUCUCCUGCUGAGACCCCCAUUAGUCCCUCGGUUUUAUCCAGUUCAGCGGAUUCACUCGUUCCUAACCUGAAAGAAAAACACACCGAAAAGCUCAAGAGGUCUCUAAAAGUGAAAACCCGUUCGGGGAGGAUCUCUCGGCCUCCGAAAUAUAAAGCCCGGGAUUACAAAUUCAUCAAAACUGAAGAUCUGGCUGACGGGCACCCGUCAGACUCUGAUGACUAUUCAGAACUAAGCGUGGAAGAGGAAGAGGACAGAAGGGACAGGGGAAAGGAUGCCUUGUUUAGCCCUCCUGGUUGUUACCUGAGGCCCAAAGCCUUCAAGUGUCAGUUUUGUGAAAAGUCGUACAUCGGGAAAGGAGGACUGGCACGCCAUUAUAAACUCAAUCCGAGUCACGGGCAGCUGGAGGCUUUAUUGCCCAGAGUGUUCCCUUCAGAUAAACCCAACGGACUCCUGGAGCAGGAGAACUCAGAGAGGAUGGGAGUCGCUAGCCAAAUGCCCGCCAAAUGCCCUCCAAUUUCAGCCGUUGCCAGUAUUGAAGGUCCGCACCCCGGCUGGGCGACGGAGCCAGACCCCACCCCGAGUGGGCAACAGAUGAGCAAAUCUGCAGAUGUUGGAUUGUUAUCGGAGCCGGGUCAGGAAAACGGAAGCCACGUGACUCGGGGGUCGGGAAAAUCCAGAGGAGCUAAAAGGCGCGGGCGGCAAAGUACCCGUAGGAAGCAGAGAUGUUCGGGCUUCCGACCGAAUUCUCUUUCCGGCACAUCGGCAGAACAGACCGUAGUGAAGAGGAAAGCAAGACUCAAGGAGUUGUUCCAGCAAUGUGAUGACGACGAUUUAAUGGAGCUGGCUCUACCCCGCCUCACAAAACUCAUAACUGUGUAUGAGUUUCUUCUGAUGAAGGUUGAAAGACAUCAUUCAGCCAAGCCAUUUUUUGCAGAUGUGUAUAAAGAAUUUGAAGAGUUGCACAAAAUGAUUAAGAAAAUGUGUCAGGACCACUUCAGUAAUUCUAUCACGAGUUUUCAGAAGCCCCUGGAAAUAAUCAAUAAUGAGGUUGCCGAGUCCCUAGGAAUUACAGAAGAACUUCUGAGACAGCAAGAGGCGCAGAUGGAAGGCACAUCAGUUCACCCAGCAGCUGAGGAAGGGUCCGCAGAAAGCGGCCAGCAAAAGCGAGGAAAUGAGACGCCAGAGGAAACGGUAGCCCCUGUGAAGAGAGUCCGAGUUGAUCAGCGCCAAACUGGAGGUCACGUUAGUCAUGAUGGACCAACAGAGACAAGUCUGCAAGUGUACUCACCUGUUGCAAAAGAGGGUUUCAGCCAACUACACGGGAGUACACCUCAGUCUUCCGAAGAGCCUCGUGGCGCGAGGCUUUCUGAUGCCGGGGAAACGAUGUUACAGACUACACAGCAGAUUUCAGUUUUGGCUGACUUAGAAGCUCAGGUAGGAAGUCCAGGCCCCGUGGCCCAUGACCAGACGUUAGAAUUACAAGAAGAAAUAGUUCCAGCACACUCUCCAGACCCGAACGCAUCGGGCCGACUCGCCGCUUCCGACUCCUCUGGCGUCGAAACAUCAGGUGGGCCGGUGGAUCUUCCAAAAAGCGACAGCUCGAGGAGCGAGGAGGUGCGCGAUGGGAGGGAGAGCCAGGAAUACUGUGCUAACUGUGAACAUCCUGAUCAGGGUAAGGAGGUGAACGAGGCUCAUCAGGCCCAGCAGCUUGAAAAAGUUUUAUCCAUGAACCUGGUGCCACUAGACCAUCCAUACAGGACUCUCUCGGAACCGCAGGACGCUCCCGGAGCGGAAGGGCCGGGCCUGCCUCAAGGGAACCUCGACCCUGCCGACAAAACCUUGAACCGGCUACCCUGUGGGAUUGAGGAACGAGGUGGGAGCAUCGUUGCCGUAGAUGAAACCGUGGCAUUUGAAAUUGCCGCCGGCGAGAGCCGCGAAUUGUUGCCUCAGGAACACGAGCGGAUCUUUAUUCAAACUUCAGACGGGCUCCUCCUGUCCCAUCCGGGGACAGUUGUGUCUCAGACGGACGGGAUCGUCAUCGUCACCCAAGCCGACGGUACCGCUAUGCACAUCCAAACGCCCGGUGGGGUUCCUUUAGAAACGGUGGAGGCGUUACUGGCAGUGGAGGCCGACAAUCAGGGUCGAGGCAUUUUGAUCUCCCACGGGGCAAUGGAACCGGACUCAUAAAGUACUGUAGAUUUAUCUGGAGAUGGUGAUCUAUUUCAAUUAAUGUAUAUUUUUCUAAUAUGAGGACUGAAAGAGGAAUCUUUUAACUUAUUUGUAAAGAACACCUCAUUUCUAAGAUGUGUACUACUUUUAUAUCCUGUGUCCAUUAAUGGCAGUAAUGUUACAGCCAAAAUCACUGAGGACUUCCACUAUGUCCUACAUUUUAAAAUCAUAAGCUUUUGCUGAGUUGCUGCGAACAGUAUUGCACUUUUCCUUGAUACCAUCGACUCCCCACUCCUCACCUCCUCCUCCACCACCAACCCAGGCUAGUUUACUACAUUUUGACAGUUGUUCGGCCUGUACUGGCAGUGUCUUCUGUGGGUAAAAGAAAAAAAAAAACUAAGGUAUUUCCCUACUGGAUCUUGUGAGUGUUCGAUGGGAAAGUAGCUGGAACUGAUACAGAAUUCAGAUGAGGGUGGAGGCAUUGAUGUUUUAAGCUACUUUUUUAAAACAAUGGUAUUUGUUAAAUGCCUACUAUGUGCCAGGCACCGAACCAAGUUACUUGUCUAAGAUCAGUGAAUCAAAACUGAACUAGACUCCCAGAUUUUUCAGUAUUGUCCCCUGCUGUCUGUUUUUCCGCAGCGGGACAAGUUAACCAUUUCUCUGAUUUCUGGGCUUUUCAUAAUGGAUUAGAGAGAGGGAAAGAUAAGCAUUACUACCCUUGAAAUUUCAGCUCAGUGAAGGCAGGAGCUACGUUUUUGAGGUGGCAUAGUUUCUCCCUGGAAAGCCUAUUUAUUUUUCAUGAGCACACGGAAAAUUUGUGCUUCUAAGGAUGAGACAUCUGUUGCCAGAAAGAUGGACAGGAGAUAAAAAUUGGCUUGUGUCUGAUCCUUGGAUGGAAUUCAGUAAAAGGGAGUUGGGAGAGGAGGCACUGUGAUCGUCUUCAAAGACUAUUUUCUCAGUUGGGCAGGGUGGAGUACAGGGGCAAAAUUCAACGUGACCCUAAUAAUUAGAGAAAGAGUCCUACAACAGCAGGAUAAAAUUCAGUAGGAAAUAGGGCAAAGUUAAUAUCUAAAGGAGCCAAAAGGUAAGCACCAUGAAUACGGAAUAGGGAAAAGAGGUCAUCACAAAGGCAUUUUAUCAUUCACCUACCUGAUGGCAGAGGGCUGGAGCAGUUUAGUACAGUGCUCUGCACAUGGUAAGCGCUCAUUAAGUACAAUUGAUUG